UCGAUCGGGACUCGGCCACCGGCUGCCCGGGCUCCCUCCUCGGGCCUCGCCCAUUCAAGCCGCGGCAGCAUCCCGGCAGUGAGUUUGGGGGUAAAAGAGGAACCCGAGGCUCCUUUGCUUCAACCCCAAAUCCUGCCCCACCCGCAGCCAAGGCUUUUGCUAGGGCAUCUCUGCAGUCUGGGUUUGAGGGAGGAGGAGCGAAGGAUGGGGCAGUCUUCUCACAGCCAACUGGGAAAAGGCUGGGAGGCGCCGGGGAGUGCCUGGCAGCUCGGAUUGCCGCCAGGUUGGGGAAACGGGGUGGAAGUGGCUUGGACCCAGUGAGAGAGGCACAGUUGGGGCCCCGAGCGGCUACAGGCAGUAACGCAGCCCCUGGCCCUCCCCAGCCCGGGGGUCCGCCCUCUACCCCCGAGGCCACACAGCCCAGGGCAGGGGGGACCAUGGCCCGCCUCUUCAGUCCCCGGCCGCCCCCCAGCGAAGACCUCUUCUAUGAGACCUACUACAGCCUGAGCCAGCAGUACCCACUGCUGCUUCUGCUGCUGGUGAUCGUGCUCUGCGCGCUCCUGGCGAUGCUAGCUGUCGCCUCCGCCAGCGGCAGGGAUCUAGCUUCAGACCGGGGCUUCCUGACCACUGUGCUGUGCGCGUUGGGUGGCUUCUCGCUGCUCCUGGGCCUGGCUUCCCGCGAGCAACGACUGCAGCGCUGGACACGCCCCCUGUCGGUCCUGGUGUGGGCCGCGCUACUCGGGCUAGGCCACGGCUUCCAGUUCACUGGGGGCCUGGUGAGCGCCUGGGACCAGGUGUCCUUUUUCCUCUUCAUCAUCUUCACCGUGUACGCCAUGUUGCCCUUGGGCAUGCGGGAUGCCGCCGCUGCGGGUCUUGCCUCAUCACUCUCCCACCUGCUGGUCCUUGGGCUGUACCUGGGGCCUCAGCCGGACUCCCGGCCAGCGCUGCUGCCGCAGCUGGCAGCAAACGCCGUGUUGUUCCUGUGCGGGAACGUGGCGGGGGCGUACCACAAGGCGCUGAUGGAGCGCGCGCUGCGCGCCACGUUCCGGGAGGCUCUUCGCUCCCUGCACUCGCGCCGCCGGCUGGACACCGAGAAGAAGCACCAGGAACACCUUCUCUUGUCCAUCCUUCCUGCCUACUUGGCCCGAGAGAUGAAGGCAGAGAUCAUGGCACGGCUGCAGGCUGGACAGGGGUCACGGCCAGAGAGCACCAACAACUUCCACAGCCUCUAUGUCAAGAGGCACCAGGGAGUCAGCGUGCUGUAUGCUGACAUCGUGGGCUUCACGAGGCUGGCCAGUGAGUGCUCCCCUAAGGAGUUGGUGCUCAUGCUCAACGAGCUCUUUGGCAAGUUCGACCAGAUUGCCAAGGAGCAUGAAUGCAUGCGGAUCAAGAUCCUGGGAGACUGUUACUACUGUGUCUCUGGGCUUCCGCUCUCCCUGCCAGACCACGCCAUCAACUGUGUGCGCAUGGGGCUGGACAUGUGCCGGGCCAUCAGGAAACUCCGGGCAGCCACUGGUGUGGACAUCAACAUGCGUGUGGGUGUGCAUUCGGGCAGUGUGCUCUGCGGGGUCAUCGGCCUACAGAAGUGGCAGUAUGAUGUCUGGUCCCAUGAUGUCACACUGGCCAACCACAUGGAGGCGGGCGGCGUGCCAGGACGAGUACAUAUUACAGGGGCUACCCUGGCCCUGCUGGCAGGGGCUUAUGCUGUGGAGGAUGCAUCCAUGGAACACCGGGACCCAUACCUUCGGGAGCUAGGGGAGCCCACCUACCUAGUCAUCGAUCCCCGGGCUGAGGAGGAGGAUGAGAAGGGCACUGCGGGAGGGCUGCUGUCCUCUCUCGAGGGUCCCAAGAUGCGGCCGUCGCUGCUGAUGACCCGCUACCUGGAGUCCUGGGGCGCAGCCAAGCCUUUUGCCCACCUGAGCCACCUAGAGAGCCCUGUGUCCACCUCCACCCCUCUCCCGCUCAGCCUGACCACAAAGGAGUCAGAAUGUUCAGCGUCAUCACUUCAGUUUAAACCAACGAGGAUUUUUUGGCGUGCUGGGGGGAUGGGCAAGUCCCCGUUUUUGGGAUUUGUUCAGUCCUUAGGGAAGAUGACCACCCCUCAAGCCUACAGAGUUGUCUCAUAAGUGGUAUAAAACUGAGGAAAUAAGAGCAUAAGGACCCCUGGGUGUCUGAAGAGUCCGGAAGAACUUUUAAGGCAUAAAUGUGGUUUGACCCUUCCCUUAAGGACAGGUGGGAUUUGAUGGAAAGAGGAAGCCAUCAGAGGCAGGGGAAACACAUCAGAUGCUCACAGCCAAGGACGUGUAUAGACAUGGAAUGCCUCACUGCAGAGAGGCUUCAAGGAUGCUCAGCAUUGGGGCACCUGGGUGGCUCAGUUGGUUAAGCGAC
Leptonychotes weddellii (Weddell seal) is the source of this 2388-nucleotide messenger RNA. The record is from RefSeq and is a predicted model, not a curated record. NCBI's taxonomy places the organism in Eukaryota, Metazoa, Chordata, Mammalia, Carnivora, Phocidae.